Symbiodinium natans is the source of this 2280-nucleotide messenger RNA. Lineage: Eukaryota; Dinophyceae; Suessiales; Symbiodiniaceae. The record is from the annotation of a GenBank genome assembly.
AUGCCAAAGAGCGAGGCCCAGAGCCCGAGUGAGUCCAUUCAACAGGGCUUGGGGGCUUGGGGGCCCUUAGGGCCGUAUGACCUGGAGUGGCUGCUCCUUCGGGUGGCCGACUUUGGCGCCGAGGCGCAGGCUCAGACGGCCGAGUGGAAGGCCGACGCGGCGCCUCCACCACUACAGCUGCUGAUCCCGGAAACCGUCCUCUUGGAGAGGAGUCCCCAGAUCCUCUUCUUCACCGACUGCGCUGGCUACCUCAGGGCCGCGCGGCGUCCGAUGCGGAAGGAGCCCUACGUGGUUUACAACUGCAUCGUGGAGCUGAUCAAGUCCCGGCAGCAGAUGGACUGGAACUGCUACCGUGAGGUGGAGUCGCAGCUCGAGAAGCUCGAGCGCACGGAGCGCGUGGAGUUUAUCUCGGGCUCCCGGCGAAACAGCCGAAGCAGCCGUGGCGCAAGCGACACGGCGGACCUGAAAAGCCCUAAGAAGUCUGCCAAGAGCAACACGCUGGGGAAGUCCAUCGUGCUGAAGUCCCCUCUGGCUCUACGGAAGACCUACUGGAGGUUCUGGGCUUCUGGCACUGGCAGCAGCGACCAGCGCUUGCUGGACAGUGAGGUCUGCAGCUGCUUCGAGGGCCGGCGCGAGUGGCCUGCCGGGGUCACCUUACUCCAGGCCACCUUCUGGACUGGCCAGUCUACCCCGCGCCCAAAGUUUCUUACGUACCGCUACAACGCCCUUCAGACGGAGGCGGUGGGGGCUGUUCACAAUAGGCUGGCAGACAUCAUGAACAACCAUUUCGAGCGCUACACAUUCCUGGAGUCCGUGCGCGAUCGGAACAGGAUGUCCGCAGUACCAACCCAGCUCGCCCAGCAUCUUACCUACUACUGCAACAUGGAGCUCGUGUCUGGAGAGUUCAUCUUCUACAAGGACCGGAAGUCACAGCUCUGGCUCGCGGACGCCCGAAAUCUGAUGUUUGUGCCCAGCAUAAGCCGAUCCGGCCACGCGUCGAAAGGCGGAGGCGGAGGAGCACAGGAGGCUUUACCACAGAAGAUGUUCCGUUACCUGUCCGAGGAGGCCUUGCAAAACUUGCUGGUGGACGAGAAGGAGGGCCCGAAGUGCCAGCGGAUGCUUGAGCUGAUGAUGCACGACUACCAGGCAAUGAAGGAGAAGUUUGGGGUUGACAGUAUGCUGCGGAAGGUGCAGCAAGAGUUGGACGUGACCGUGCCGGUUCUGGAAGGUACGGAUGUGGAGGCCCUGAGCCGAGUCUUCGAUAUUAAGCCCGAGCAUUUGGGUGCCGCAGCGGCCGCGCCCAAGCGGCACUUCCGCAUCCCCUCCCCGAAGGCGCAGUCGCACGUGGGCAGGUGCCGGUGGUAUUCCAGCGCUGCUGGGGCUCAAGUGCACGCGGCUGCGCAGAAGGUCCAGCGCCACGGCAGCCACAUGAGAGCCAUCAUCGCCCGAGGCCGAGAGGAGAAAGCGAAGGAGCUCCGGGAUGCCUGGCAGGACCUGCCACUGGUGCCCUCCAGUGCCGAGAGCGCCGUGACCAUGGCCUCCCUGGCCCCCAGCGGCCCCAGCGGCCCCAGCGGCCCCAGUGCCAGCGCGCGAAGCCUCCAGAGCCCGGGAAGCCCCGCGUCGCGGAAGGAGAGGCCGCACAGCAAGCGCUCGGCCAGGUCCAAGUUCUCGGGCAGUGAGAAGCCAGGCAAGGUGCAGCCAAAGAUUGAGAUCGUGACCACGGCCAUCGCGCAGGAGCUUCUGGUGGGUGCCGGCACGGGAGUCUGCCCCGAGGGAGACACCAUGGACAUGCUGCGCCCGAGCAUCAGCAAGCCGGGCCAAGGGCUUCGGAUGACGCGGAAGGCGGCCGUGCCAUCUGCCCGAGCCGUGGUCGUUCCGGAGGGUGCAGCUCUUCAAGCGAUGGCUAGGCUGAAGGCUUCCGUUGAGAUCGAGCAGGAGGCGCUCUUCGAGAAGUACCGGGAGCAGCUGGAGGCCGAAAACCGUGAGAAGGAGGCAGGGGCAGCCCAGGCGUCGGGCGGCACUCCACGGGACAAGACGCUCCGACCGAGGGGCUCGUUGGCUGCCACGAGCUUUGCCCAGGAUGUCCCUGGGCUCGGCCGCGCCGGAAGCAAGGGCAGCGAAGAGGCCCAGGCCGCGAAGCCCACGCUGGAGGAGCCCAUGGACAUGCCCCUCAACCACAAGUGCAGCUUGCUCGAGUGCUCCACGGCCACCUGCUGGGUACUCAAGGCCGGGAACAAGUCCUCCCGCAAGCGGCCAGAGACUCCUGACUCGUCAGACUAG